GCUUGCGCAGGCAACUCAAUUUGAUACAAACUCAUAUGCGAUAUCACAACAGGCAGCCUCAGAAGACGGUUUUGGCGACUAUUUAUCCGACAUUGACAACGACAACAACAACUAUAAUGGGCUGUUGAGGGAGGUCAUGGGGAGAAUGAUUAUUAGCGGACUAGCUUGGUUUUGGCGGUUGUUAGAAAUCACUACUAGAUGGUGUGGAUGGAGGAAAAAGUAUCCACGCUGGAGCAAGGCAGAAAAGGAG
Paraglomus occultum is the source of this 250-nucleotide messenger RNA. NCBI's taxonomy places the organism in Eukaryota, Fungi, Glomeromycota, Glomeromycetes, Paraglomerales, Paraglomeraceae. The record is from the annotation of a GenBank genome assembly.